AUGACACACUCAGUGCUCACGGACAGCAGCCCUGGACCCUACCCCAGCCUCACCCGCCCCGACACUCCCGGCAUAACCUUCAUGCAGUAUAGAGGGUGGCAAUUCCAGGAUGCACCGGAGAACAUGGACUUCGCCCUGCACGCUGGCACCCUGGGUGGCGACCGUUACCAACGCGCAGCCGAGUUUACAGACGCCCACUACGAGCAGAGGGACACGUCGUUGAACAACGCUAUCUGGGGUUGUCUGCCUAGGUCCAUGGCCGAGAUCAAUGAGAUCGAAGCUACCGUCGAGGACAACCUGCGGCGCCUGGAUCCUGGCGAGGACGACGAUACCCUCCAGGUGGAUAGUCUGCAAGAUCGCGUCAUGCAGUUCGAAGCAACUCGCACCAAGGCAUGCGUCGGCGUUUUGCUACGCCUCCUUCUUGAUGCAGACGCAGAUUUCCUUCCUCCCGGCACCGACCCGAAGCGUCUCUUCAUGCAGAAGGCGCAAGCGUCAAUGUUCGAGCCGCUCUCGGCAGCCCUCAAGCGCACCAAGCAGUUCGCUGCUGACGUCGAGAACCAGUGCAUCUUCCCAGCUGAAGCCUCAGCCUCAACUAUCGUCAAGUGCUACGAGAAGCCUCACUGCCAUGCGGUCGCGCUCUACGCUCCCGCUUUGCUGGAGCUGUACCCCUGGGCCAACUCGGCAACCUUGUUCUCCUCCGACGCGGCCUUUGAAGGUAUCGCGUCACUCACGACUGAGCUGUAG
Trichosporon asahii var. asahii CBS 2479 is the source of this 744-nucleotide messenger RNA. RefSeq lists its product as uncharacterized. The transcript is spliced from 2 exons. The record is from RefSeq and is a predicted model, not a curated record. Bases 1 to 744 code for a protein of 247 amino acids. Lineage: Eukaryota; Fungi; Basidiomycota; Tremellomycetes; Trichosporonales; Trichosporonaceae.